CUCGUUUUUGUGCCUCUUCCCCAGUCCCCCAAGGAACCUGAGCAGCUGCGCAAGCUCUUCAUCGGCGGCCUGAGCUUUGAGACCACAGACGAGAGCCUGCGGGGCCACUUCGAGCAAUGGGGCACGCUGACAGACUGCGUGGUAAUGAGAGAUCCAAAUACCAAGCGCUCCAGGGGCUUUGGGUUUGUUACGUACUCUACGGUUGAAGAGGUUGAUGCCGCCAUGAAUGCUAGACCACACAAAGUUGAUGGCAGAGUUGUUGAACCAAAGAGGGCUGUAUCCAGAGAGGAUUCUCAGAGGCCAGGUGCUCACCUGACAGUGAAGAAAAUCUUCGUGGGGGGAAUUAAGGAAGACACAGAGGAACACCACCUGCGAGACUACUUUGAACAGUACGGCAAAAUCGAAGUGAUUGAGAUCAUGACAGACCGUGGGAGCGGCAAGAAGAGGGGCUUUGCAUUUGUCACCUUUGAUGACCACGACUCUGUGGACAAGAUUGUUAUUCAGAAGUAUCACACUGUGAACGGCCACAACUGCGAAGUGAGGAAAGCCCUGUCAAAGCAAGAAAUGGCCAGUGCAUCAUCCAGUCAACGAGGCCGCAGUGGCUCUGGGAACUUCAGUGGUGGUGGCGGCCGUGGAGGUGGAUUUGGUGGCAAUGACAACUUCAACCGUGGCAGCAACUUCAGUGGUCGUGGUGGGUUUGGUGGCAGCCGCGGUGGUGGCUAUGGAGGAGGUGGAGACGGCUAUAAUGGAUUUAGCAAUGAGGGUUACGGUGGCGGCGGUGGUGGCGGCCCUAGCUACUCAGGAGGAAGCAGAGGUUACGGUGGCAGUAGCAACUACGACGGCUAUAACAACGGAGGGGGCGGCUUUGGCAGCGGCAGUGGAGGAAGCAACUUUGGAGGAGGCGGGAACUACAACGACUUUGGCAGUUACAACAGCCAAUCUUCAAACUUCGGCCCUAUGAAAGGAGGGAACUUCGGCGGCGGCCGGAGCUCUGGUCCAUAUGGCAGUGGAGGCGGCUAUGGUGGCUCCGGUGGUGGUGGUAAUUAUGGCGGUGGGAGAAGGUUUUAACUACCAGGAAACAAAGCUUAGCAGGAGAGGAGAGCCAGAGAAGGGGCAGGGAAGCUGCAGGUUACUACAGGUGUGAACUCAGCCAGACACAGUUGUGGCAGGGUGUAGCUGCUACAUGAAGACAUGUGUUAGACAAGCUCUCCUUUGCAAACAUGAGGACUGUAUUUGUGACUAAUUGUAUCACAGGUUAUUUUAGUUUCUGUUCUGUGGAAAGUGCAAAGCAUUCCAACAAGGGUUUUUAUGUAGAAUUUAUUUUAUUUUUUUCCGCACCCAUGCUGUUGAUUGCUAAUUGUAAUAGACUGAUCAUGACGCUGAAUAAAUGUGUCUUUUUUUAAA
Messenger RNA from Pelodiscus sinensis (Chinese soft-shelled turtle), 1404 nucleotides. Lineage: Eukaryota; Metazoa; Chordata; Testudines; Trionychidae. The record is from RefSeq and is a predicted model, not a curated record.